This is a messenger RNA of Fusarium redolens, 1337 nucleotides long. RefSeq lists its product as uncharacterized. The coding region runs from base 33 to 1022 and encodes 329 amino acids. The record is from RefSeq and is a predicted model, not a curated record. Gene Ontology annotation, biological process: negative regulation of transcription by RNA polymerase II; transcription by RNA polymerase II; positive regulation of transcription by RNA polymerase II. Gene Ontology annotation, molecular function: RNA polymerase II general transcription initiation factor activity; transcription coactivator activity; protein heterodimerization activity. The transcript has a single exon. Lineage: Eukaryota; Fungi; Ascomycota; Sordariomycetes; Hypocreales; Nectriaceae. Gene Ontology annotation, cellular component: negative cofactor 2 complex; nucleus.
AAAAAAAAAAAAAAAAAAAAAACACAUUUAUUAUGUCGACCGACGACAGCUAUGCCCCAAAGUCUCCGGACCUCUCUUCUUUUUAUUCAGGUGGCCCCACUCAGGAAGAGCUCCAUCAUCCACAACCCAACAGUCACUUUAGCCCGGGAUACGAAUAUAAAGCAGAGUCCCCAACCUACACCAGAUCUGCUUCCUUUUCUUCCUAUGUUCCACCAUCCCUAAACUUUAACAACAACAACAACGGCGGUACAUCCGAUUCUAAGUACCGGCCACAAGUCGACUACCAGCAAGCAUCACAAUUGAGAUCUACAAAACCGGAAUAUCAAUCUUACCGGUCGCGACAUUCUUCAAUCCAAGACCCCUACGUCUGUUAUUCGCCAGACAAACGUCUGUCUCCUAAUAACGGCUUUGAGGAUACCUUUGCCCCUUCACAUACACAUCCACAACACCAAACUCCAGCGCGACCCGCGCCGUACUGCCAAGCCUACCCAGAACAGACUCCGCUUUCCAACGCGACUGCGUACGACACAUCCUACGCCCCACCAGCGGGAACUGGUACAAUAGAACGCGCUUCAACAUUCGGUGCUAUACCUUUUGCCACAGACAUGCCUCCGCGCAAAGCUGCGCCGCCUGCGGCGCCCGCUAUCGACCCAUCCCCAGUCCGAACCAAAUUUCCAACUGCCAGGAUUAAACGAAUUAUGCAGGCUGAUGAGGAAGUUGGAAAAGUUGCACAGCAGACCCCGAUUGCUGUGGGCAAGGCUCUUGAGCUUUUUAUGAUUCAACUUGUCACAAAAAGCGCCGACGUGGCCAGGGAGAAGGGUUCCAAGAGAGUUACAGCACCGAUGCUCAAACAGGUAGUCGAGACCGAUGAGCAGUGGGAUUUCCUUCGUGACAUUGUCAGCCGCGUCGAGAACGAGAAGGAGGGUAGUAGAUCAAAGGCCAAGCAGGAUAGUUCAAGUGAUGAGGAGAUUGAAGAGCCCAAGAAGAGAACACGCGGCGGCAGAAGAAAGAAGGCGUCAUGAUGUGCUUUCAGUAUGGGGUAUUCUCUGUUGUCUUUGCAAGGUUUGGAAUGCGUCAUGAGGGAUAAUGAUCAAAUGGUAGGCGUUUGGGGGAACUCGUAUCAAGCCGGAGUUUGGCGCAUUGAAGACAAUUCAUCGCAUGGCUUUUGGCAUACUGGAUAUUUUAAACGUUUGCGCGCACUGGCGCGCUUGCGGGCUAUUAUAAUAUUGGUUGCUGGUGCUGCAAAGCAUCUUGGCGAGUAUAUUAGCAUAAUUACACGGAAAUCAAAGCGAAGGGACAGUGGCCAAAACUGUCACCUUGUUACUUACUGGCUACUA